AUGGCGAAGCUUUGCACUUUGCUGUUGGCGGCAGUAGUGGUCCUCUCACUCCUAGUGAGCCCCAUUGCCUGCACCCGAAAGCUCAGCAAGCCCAAGACAAAGCCGGCCAGCCACAGGCGGCCGGUGACUGCGCUCAAGCCAAAGCCGAAACCGGUCAGCUACAAAACGGCGCCUGUGGCCGCCAAGCCUCCCCGCAGCAACCACACCGCUACACCCACACCAUCGUCGAUCUUCUACGGCUCCGGUGGCUGGUUGACAGGCGCCGGCGCCACGUACUACGGCGCGACCAACAGCGACGGGAGCGACGGCGGCGCGUGCGGUUACCAGACCGCCGUCGGAAAGAAGCAGUUCGACUCGAUGAUUGCCGCCGGGAGCACGCCGCUGUACAGGGGAGGCGAGGGCUGCGGCGCCUGCUACGAGGUGAAAUGCACGACCAACGCCGCGUGCUCCUGCCAGCCCGUGACCAUCGUAAUCACGGACCAAUCCCCUGGCGACCUGUUCCCCGGCGAGGUUGAGCACUUUGACAUGAGCGGCACCGCCAUGGGCGCCAUGGCGCGGCCCGGCAUGUCCGACAAGCUCCGCGCUGGCGGCGUGCUCAGGAUCCUGUACAGGAGGGUGCCGUGCAAGUACCCCGGCGUGAACGUCGCGUUCAAGGUGGACCAGGGCGCGAACCCGUUCUACUUCGACGUGCUGAUCGAGUUCGAGGACGACGACGGCGACCUCAACACCGUCGACCUGAUGGAAGCUGGCAGCAGCGUCUGGACGCCCAUGGCGCACAACUGGGGCGCCACGUGGCGCCUCAACAACGGCAGGAAGCUCAAUGCGCCGUUCGGGCUCCGGCUCACUUCUGACUCCGGCAGGGUGCUCGUCGCCAACAACGUCAUCCCGGCCGCAUGGAAGCCCGGCAAGACCUACCGUUCCUUGGUCAACUACCCCUGA
Miscanthus lutarioriparius is the source of this 939-nucleotide messenger RNA. Lineage: Eukaryota; Viridiplantae; Streptophyta; Magnoliopsida; Poales; Poaceae. The record is from the annotation of a GenBank genome assembly.